AAGGCUCCGGCUUGUACCUGCAAGUGAGACACCCUGUCCUUGAUCUUGGUCCGGAUGCUCUUCUUCGCUUGGCCAUCAUGGAAUACGAGGUUUACACAGGAGUAUCUUUUGCCAAGCCAAAGGUACAUCGAAGGACAAUGAAAGCUUAUCAGGUAGCAGGGAUCCAAGCAACCCAUGGCUCACAGCCUCGCUAGUCAAUUAUCAGCCUGGUCAUCGUCAUCACCCCGCCUGCCGUUCUGGGCUAAGCUGCGUACUGCCAGCAGAAUGACACACCGCCUGCUCUCACAAGUCUGCCUGAGGCUGUUAUCAUUGCUCUUGAAGCUAGAUCAAAUGGCAGUACAACAGGAGCCAGUAAUUCUUGCUAGAGUCAGAUCUGACUCACAAAUAUCGUCCAAUCUCGUGGAUAAGAUGACCAUUGCAUCCGGAAGACCCACAACAACGUCAUUCCAACAGGUGAGUGGGUUAGGUUCUCAAAUGGAGACCAAAGAUCUGCGUUUGACUGGAAGGAGCCCGAGUCGCUUGUGAAUGAAAGAUGACAUUGAGCAUGUCCUUUGUCAUCGCGCAAUAAUAGACUACCAAUUGUCUA
Messenger RNA from Aspergillus eucalypticola CBS 122712, 586 nucleotides. RefSeq lists its product as uncharacterized. The coding region runs from base 175 to 525 and encodes 116 amino acids. The record is from RefSeq and is a predicted model, not a curated record. NCBI's taxonomy places the organism in Eukaryota, Fungi, Ascomycota, Eurotiomycetes, Eurotiales, Aspergillaceae. The transcript has a single exon.